This is a messenger RNA of Terrapene triunguis (Three-toed box turtle), 588 nucleotides long. RefSeq names its product heat shock factor-binding protein 1. Gene Ontology annotation, cellular component: cytosol; nucleus. Gene Ontology annotation, biological process: cellular heat acclimation. The transcript is spliced from 4 exons. The coding region runs from base 106 to 336 and encodes 76 amino acids. The record is from RefSeq and is a predicted model, not a curated record. NCBI's taxonomy places the organism in Eukaryota, Metazoa, Chordata, Testudines, Emydidae. Gene Ontology annotation, molecular function: transcription corepressor activity.
CGAGAGCUGGGGGAACGCUCGGUGCCAGGCGCGGAAGUCGCUGUAGCUUGGAGACGGUGCCGGGGCCUGCCCGUGACUCACUGGACGGAGCCGCCGCCCGCUAUCAUGGCCGAGACUGACCCCAAGACCGUGCAGGAUCUCACCGCCGUGGUACAGACACUGCUUCAACAGAUGCAAGACAAAUUUCAGACCAUGUCUGACCAGAUCAUUGGAAGAAUUGAUGACAUGAGCUGUCGCAUUGAUGACCUGGAGAAAAACAUUGCAGACCUCAUGACACAAGCAGGAGUGGAAGAAUUGGAAGGAGAGAACAAGAUGCCUGCUACUCACAAGAGUUAAAGUUGCCAAUAAUUUAAGAUGAACGCUGGAAUACACUUUUUUACAAAUCCACAGGAUUACGGAACAGUUUUUUGCAACUAGUGUAUGUAAAAGCAUUUUAUAUGGUUAUAGAGCUUGCAUUCCUAAUGUAUAUUGUAUAGCUAGAUUUAGGUUAGUAUAUUUUGAUUUGUGUAGUGUAGUUCCACACUUUUUGAAUUCUUGUUAUAAGGAUCAAUUGUAUUAAACACACACAUUUGAUGGAUCUUAACUAAA